Molecule: messenger RNA, 507 nt
Organism: Paramormyrops kingsleyae
Lineage: Eukaryota; Metazoa; Chordata; Actinopteri; Osteoglossiformes; Mormyridae
Source: RefSeq, a predicted model, not a curated record
AUGUUAGAGACAGCAGAGUUGAACUGGACCACUUUCCUUUGGUGGAUGCUAAUGUUCAUGGUCACUGGUCGGAUCCUGGGAACCCUGGAGGGAGAGGACGGUAUAUCCUCGUGUGAGGCAGGGUACUACUGUCCGAGGGGCAGCCUGGUUCCGGUGCCAUGUCCGAGUGGCACUUUCGGACCACUUGCAGGAGCCCGGUCAUCGGAGAGCUGCAUUAGUUGCCCUCCCCAUCAUUACGGCCCCCGACCUGGUCUGACCGCUUGUCGCCCCUGUGGACCCAGGGCUCACCAGGAUCAACCCGGACAGAACCACUGCGUGUGCCAGGGGGAGGGCCAAAGGUUUCAGCCCAGCGAUGGGCGCUGUGUCUGUGCCCUGGGGUACACGCCCCGGGGAGACGAGGACGUCUGCGUGCACUCUGUGUACGAGAUCUGCAGGGGCAGCCAGACCCGGGGUCAACAUGGACACUGCCUGAGCUCAGAGGAGUGGAGGCAGCACUGCAGCCUGCAG